AUGCCAUGGGUGCAGGUUUCCCUAACAUGGCAUAAUCUUUAUGAAGAAAAUUUAAUAUUUGUGUUUCUGAUGGCUGUGGAGUCCUUGUUGGAAUGGUUAGAAUGCAGUAUGCUGGAUGAGCUGCUGCUUCAUUGCGUGGUGCCUGUAAGAAGGGGCAGCAGGGAGGGUAAGCACAUUGAGCUGGAGUACCAAAGAAGGAUGUUGCUAGCUGGAAGUCUCAUCAGAAAUAUCCCCUUCACCAGCAACAUAGUUAAGAUCAACGUGCAAUGGGGAGCCGUCCUGAGAAACAUUGCCCUCUCGAUUAUCUUGGCUCUCGCUGGUCUUGGCCUUAACCCGGAGGCUCUGUAUAAAUUAAAAGCUGUCUGCCUCCGACUAAGCUUGGGGCCCUGCAUCAUUGAAUCGUGCGCAGCAGCCGUCAUCUCCCAUUUUAUCAUGGGCCUGCCAUGGGAAUGGGCAUUUAUGUUAGGAUUUGUCCUAGGAGCUGUGUCUCCUGCUAUUGUCGUCCUUUCAAUGCUGGGGUUACAAGCCAGAGGAUAUGGUGUCGACAAAGGCAUCCCAACCUUGCUAAUAGCUGCUGGUAGUGUGGAUGAUAUUGUGGCCAUCACGGGUUUCAACACCUUCUUAGGCAUGGCCUUUUCUUCAGGGUCUACCAUUAAAAGUCUCCUCCAUGGUGUAAUGGAAAUUGCAAUUGGUAUAGGAGCUGGUGUCGUUCUGGGAAUUUUUAUUUGGUACUUUCCAAGCAGAGAUCAGACAGCACUUGCAUGGAAAAGAACAUUCUUCGUGAUGGGUUUAUCUGCAUUUAGUCUUUUGGGAAGCAGGAUUUUUAACAUACAUGGAUCUGGUGGUCUCUGUACAAUUAUCUUUGCAUUUCUGGGAGGGCUGGCAUGGGGUGAUGAGAAGAAAGCUGUGGAAGAAAAGGUUUCAGUGGCUUGGCAUAUUUUUCAGCCCUUUCUGUUUGGCUUAAUAGGAGCCGAAAUAUCUGUUAUCAGUCUUGGAAUUAAAAUGGUUGGACUAUGUUUGGCUACUUUGGGUCUGGCCUUAGCAGUACGAGUUAUUGCUACUUUUUUAAUGGCAACUGCCGCUGGUUUUGAUUUCAAGGAGAAAUUGUUUAUCGCACUAGCAUGGAUCCCCAAAGCAACAGUCCAGGCUGCAAUUGGUUCUGUCGCCUUGGAUACAGCACGACUACAUAAUAUUGAACAACUACAACAAUAUGGCUUGAGCAUCUUGACAGUAGCAUUCCUUGCUAUCUUGAUCACAGCCCCAACUGGAGCUCUCAUAAUUGGCCUGACAGGACCAAAACUUCUCCAUAAAACAAGUGGUUCAGACAGUGUGGAAGAUAGGACCCAAAAAGGAAAAAAGCUACGAUCACCAGUUUAAAGAAGUAUAAGUGGAUGGCCAAAUAUCACUCCGUUGGUAUUCCCAGCUUUAAUUAGCAUGUCCUUUAAUGGUGGGCAGACAUCAGAAAACCUAUGGAAUGGAUUGCAGGUCCUGCUAAAACAGCAAAGUUGAAAAAGAAAUAGUUAUAUUAAACCAGCAUCCAAGAUUCUAAUCUUUGAAAAUAGGACUUUGGGAGGAAAGUGUCCACAAGUGAAAUGGAUAACUGACAGUUGUCUGAUUCAGGGAAACAAGUAACAGCAGGAGAACAGAAAGCUUUCAAGAUGGCCCUUGAAGUAGCUAGGAGUAAAUAAGGUGAUAUUGGACUAACUGUGAGUAGAACCAAUACUGGAAAUAAGUAAGAGUGGGAGCAUGGAUUUUGGAACGGACGGCAAAUGUUCCAAUUCUCUUUAAUUUCUCUUCAGUACACAAGGCAGUUAUGUGCUCACCAUGGAUAUAUACACUCACUCCCUGCACCUUCCAAUGUUAAUUUCCCCCUUGUUGCAUUUUUAAAACACAAACAGUCCAAACAAGCGUUAUUAGUAGUGGAAGUGGUAAGAUACGAAUUUAGCAAAUGAAAAUAACAAAAACCAUUAAGAUGCACUGUUGGCUGGACUGCUGUGAUCUACUGACAACCAAGCAUAUGAUUCAACAAAACAAAAGUUCUUGUGUUUUCCCCCUCUAAAGAAUAAAAUACUAGUAGGCUUUGGCAAAGUAUGAGUUUCAGAGCUACACACAAACCUUAUAAUUCUGUCUUUCAUACCUGUGAUUGUGGUACUGUGUCAUUUUACGAUUUUGACACCACAUGUGUCACCUUUCGGAAGGCUGUUUUACAGAGAACAAAAUGGAUUACUCCAUAGUUAAGAGAAGGCUAAAGCUAUGACUGGGAUACUUACAAAUUGCCUCCCACUUGCUUACAUGUAUCCCAAUUGCCAUAAAUCCAACAGUUUCAGGUUGACAUGUGGCUCUUCUUUGAAAGCUAUUGAUUGCUUUACAGGACCAAACAUAUGCCAAUACUCGGCUUUAUACUCUAGUCCCAGCAUUUUUAAAUGGCUGCUGGGUUGUAAUGCUUACAAUCUCAUCCCUGCCAACUGUAUGAAAAACAGAAAUAUAAAAAGUCGUCAAAUCUGUGUUUUUUUCUACUGUGGUGAAAAGAUGAAAAGAUAUUACAGUUCAAUGUUUUUAAAACUGUUGUACACAGGUACAUUACUUGAAAAAUGGCACAAGAGAAGUCCUUGGAUCACAUUUGCUGUCCGAAAGAUUAUUAUGGAAGUUUCAAAAGGCAACUACUACCAUUUCCCAAACUCUAAACUUGCUUCUACCCUUCCUGCUCCUCUGCCCCAAAAGCUGCAUCAAUUAUUGUUGUUGGCUUUGCAUAGAUACAUUAAAAAAGGGCCAACUAUUCGUGAUGAGGAACAGUCAAUGCUAAUAAUUUGCACUUUAUAUUCCUUUUCCAAGAUAUUUCACUAGGGGGAACAAAAGGCUCGGAUAUGGUUUAGUUUCCUCCAUUUUCCUCCUGUAAGAUGUCUUCAGUCUUUUCAACAUAUCCAGAUCUGACUGCCUGAGUAGAUUUGUUUUAAAUAGAGGUUGAUCUUCCAUAAUCAUUUUCCAAAACUAGGGGCAAAAUUAAUAAUUCUACCACCUUUGUAAGGUGCAAAAGUGCCAUGGAACCAGGUUUUUUAAUCACACUGGGAUUCAUUUCUCUAUCAAACCAAAGACACCAUGUUGCUACAGGAGGCUGCACUGUACCACCUUUCUUUGAAGUGCCUUCCAGCUGGGAAUUCCUGAAAAGGUUGCAUUUCUUUAUUCCACUGUACACUGCUAUCAAUUAUAAUUUGAUUUGUUUUCCCCUUGUGUUAUUCCUACUUCAUGACAAAUUUGAUAUUUGAUACUAAAAAAAAUUAAAAUGCUUUUACAAAGAUGCAGAGUGCUGCAAUAUUCAAUGGUAUUAUAUAUAAAACUCUCAGUCUUUCUUAACAGGAGUUCCUUUCCAUUGAGAGACUGGAAUGACUCACCUAUAACAUAUCUUAACAGUUGUUUUGGAACUAGUGAAUGAAUGUAUCGAGACACAACUAACCUUUGCUUUUAAUGUGUGUGUUUUUUUUGAUAGGGUGAAUAGUUCCCACAGUAGUUGGAUUAAUUUUUAAUAAAAGUGUUAGAAGCAAGUUUUCCAAAGACACUUUUUGGGAUACCUAUCUGAGAAGAAAGAGAUGAUGCAAAUCAGGUCUCACUUCACUGCUAUCAUGUGGACAGAAACAGUAUCUCAAUGGGUUUAGAGUUUAUAUCAUUGUCAGUCCAAGUUUGGUUGAUCUUUCUGUGGCAGCAGAUAUUUUCCAUAGCAUAAAUGAAGUACAAUGCAAAUCUUGACUAUUAUGGUUGUGCAUCAAAUUUGGAACUAACUAUAUAGUCAAUACGGGAGUCAGUGUGGUGUAGUGUAAUAAACUGAGCUUCAGGCUAUGACUCAAGAGACCUGGGUUCAAAACCUUGCUAACACAGAGACUCAUUUGAACAUAGCAAUGGUACACCACCCCUUGAAUAUCUUGCACAAUUCAAAAACCCUACUAUGUACAAGUCAAUUCUGACUUGAUGGCACAUAGUAACAACAAUAUGUUGGCUGUAUAGGCUCAAGAAGAUCACAACAACCUGUGCAAGUCUCUUAAAGGAAACAAUCUUAGGACUGUGCAUAAAC
Molecule: messenger RNA, 4063 nt
Organism: Pogona vitticeps (central bearded dragon)
Lineage: Eukaryota; Metazoa; Chordata; Lepidosauria; Squamata; Agamidae
Source: RefSeq, a predicted model, not a curated record